Molecule: messenger RNA, 1149 nt
Organism: Microthlaspi erraticum
Lineage: Eukaryota; Viridiplantae; Streptophyta; Magnoliopsida; Brassicales; Brassicaceae
Source: the annotation of a GenBank genome assembly
AUGUUUAGAAGAUGCAUACCAGAGGAAGAGGUAGAAGGAAUAUUGUUUGCUUGUCAUAGUUCUAGCUAUGCAGGGCACUUUGCCACUUACAAGACAGUAUCCAAGGUCCUACAAGCUGGAUUUUGGUGGCCAACUAUGUUUAAGGAUGCUCAUGCAUUCAUAUCAAGAUGUGAUGCUUGCCAAAGAAUGGGAAAUAUAAGCAAGAGGAAUGAGAUGCCACAGAACUUUAUACUAGAAGUUGAAGUUUUUGAUGUUUGGGGCAUUGACUUUAUGGGACCUUUCCCAACCUCUUUUGGUGACCAAUACAUUCUAGUGGCAGUUGAUUAUGUCUCCAAAUGGGUGGAAGCCAUUGCCAGCCCUACUAAUGACGCACAAGUGGUCAUCAAGAUGUUUAAAUCCAUCAUUUUUCCAAGGUUUGGAGUGCCUAGGAUAGUCAUAAGUGAUGGAGGUUCACAUUUCAUAAACAGAAUCUUUGCCAACCUUUUGAAGAAGCAUGGAGUUACUCACAAAGUUGCCUCUCCUUACCACCCCCAAACUAGUGGACAAGUUGAGAUCUCAAACAGAGAACUCAAGAGCAUACUUCAGAAGACAACAGGCAAGACAAGGAAGGAUUGGAGUGCCAAACUAGAUGAUGCUCUAUGGGCAUACCGCACUGCCUUCAAAACACCACUUGGUACCACCCCCUUUCAUCUUGUCUAUGGUAAAGCAUGUCAUUUACCUGUGGAGCUGGAGUACAAAGCAGCUUGGGCUAUUAAGGAGUUGAACUUCAACCUAAAGACAGCAGGAGAAAGAAGAUUGAUUCAGCUGAAUGAGCUUGAUGAGAUUAGGCAUCUAGCUUAUGAGAAUUCAAAGAUCUAUAAGGAGAGAACCAAAGCUUUCCAUGACCGCAAGAUCAUCCCAAAGAACUUUGCGCCAAACGACCAAGUUCUACUAUUCAACUCAAGGUUGAAACUCUUUCCAGGAAAGCUUCGCUCAAGAUGGUCAGGACCAUUCAGGAUUAAAGAAGUUCGCCCCUAUGGAGCAGUGGUACUAUGGGACCCAAUGGGAGGAGACUUUACAGUCAAUGGACAAAGGUUAAAACCCUACCUAGCUUCCACCACCAUACCACAGGAGACCACACUGGCUCUUGGCGAUCCACCAGAUCCUUAA